AUGUCUGUUACGCCAGCCCUCAGAGCAGCUGCGCGCUCGGCAUACCGUGACCUACUACGAGCUUCAGCUGCUACUUUUCAUGGAGACGAGCCCAUACAAAGAGCAUUCCGACACAACAUGCGAACAGAAGCAUUGUAUUUGGACAGCUCCGCACAAUAUGACGUGAAACUGGUCGAAGAGAAAAUCCAACUUGCCUGUGAGCUUGCGACCAUGCUACGCAGAAAUGUUGUGCAAGCUCGCAGAACACAAAACCAAGACGGAGAUGAUGCUUGGAACCUUCGGUUCACGAAGGACACUGAACUCGGUGAAAACGAGAGUAUUAAGAAUCCACCACCCAUGCCUUCCAGCAGACAAGCACGGAGAUUAGAGAAGGGCGGGCAAAGUGUAGAAACUGUUGCUCAGCCUAGCCCCAAUUUGCCGCGCAAUUUUUCCGCUCUCAGGAGGGCUCACAAAGAUCGGGAGAUUCCGGAGUUGCGUGAAGAGGAUAUCGAGGAAUCAUUCGUUAGAGGUGGUGGUCCUGGUGGACAGUCUAUCAAUAAGACUCAGAAUAAUGUUCAACUUCUUCAUAAACCCACUGGUUUUCGUGUAGCAUGUCAGGAAACUCGAUCACUCCAAACAAAUCGCAUGCUCGCCAGACGGUGGCUCCUGCAAAAGGCGUAUAAACUACACAACCCUGGUCUAUCAAAGGGUGAACUACAACGCGCGAAGCAACAGGAAAGAGAACGCCAACGACGGAAGAAGUCGAAGAAGAAGGCGAGCGCACGAGCACAAGAGAAGCAUUGCCUGGAAAGUGAUGAACCCUAA
Messenger RNA from Suillus plorans, 804 nucleotides. Its product is annotated as RF-1 domain-containing protein. The transcript is spliced from 7 exons. The record is from RefSeq and is a predicted model, not a curated record. Bases 1 to 804 code for a protein of 267 amino acids. Gene Ontology annotation, biological process: translational termination; mitochondrial respiratory chain complex III assembly. Lineage: Eukaryota; Fungi; Basidiomycota; Agaricomycetes; Boletales; Suillaceae. Gene Ontology annotation, molecular function: translation release factor activity.